AUGCCACCAAAGGACAAAGGAGCCAAGGGAGCUGCCAAGGGAGGAAAGAAGGACACUAUGAAACCAAAGUCGAAGUCAGCGGGAAAGGUCCAGAAGAAGUCAUGGGCUAAAUCGAAAGUCAAGGAAAAAUUGAACAACAAUGUCUUGUUUGAUCAGGCUACUCUUGACAAGUGCAAUAAGGAAAUCCCAACCAUGAAGGUCAUCACCCCAGCUGUCGUCUCCGACAGAAUGAAAAUCACCUGCUCACUCGCUAAGAUCGUCAUUAAGGAUCUUGAGAAGAAGGGAUUGAUUAAGGCUGUCAGACAAGACAACCAUAUUUGGAUCUUCACUAAGACCGCUAAGGCUACUGAAGCCUCAACUGCCGCUGCUGAUAAAAAGGGAGCUAAAGGAAAGGUUGCUGCUAAGAAAGAUGCCAAGAAAGAUGCCAAGAAGGAAGAAGAGAAGAAAGAGGAACCAAAGAAGGAAGCUGCCAAGAAGGAGUAA
Entamoeba invadens IP1 is the source of this 483-nucleotide messenger RNA. Its product is annotated as 40S ribosomal protein S25, putative. Lineage: Eukaryota; Evosea; Mastigamoebida; Endamoebidae. The record is from RefSeq and is a predicted model, not a curated record. Gene Ontology annotation, molecular function: structural constituent of ribosome. Gene Ontology annotation, cellular component: cytosolic small ribosomal subunit. The coding region runs from base 1 to 483 and encodes 160 amino acids. The transcript has a single exon.